Messenger RNA from Coffea eugenioides, 675 nucleotides. Its product is annotated as 4-O-methyl-glucuronoyl methylesterase 1. Lineage: Eukaryota; Viridiplantae; Streptophyta; Magnoliopsida; Gentianales; Rubiaceae. The transcript is spliced from 4 exons. Bases 34 to 555 code for a protein of 173 amino acids. The record is from RefSeq and is a predicted model, not a curated record.
UUCGAGAGCCUAAAUUAGUAACUUCAGCAAAAUAUGGGCGAACUUCAACAGCUGUAUUACCUACCCCCACCUCCACUGCCACCACCAACGGCACCGCCGCCGACGCCGCCUCCACCGCUGUCAUCACAUGAUGAACGUUCUCCAUCUGCUUCACAUCAAGAGCCUCCUCCUCCUCCUCGCUUCGAUCCUAGCCGAAUGGUUGGUAUAAUAAGAAGAAAGGCAUUGAUAAAGGAUCUGGCUGCGGUGUACCACGCAGAGUGCCUAACAUACUGCCAGGAACUUUUGGAACUCCAAAGCAAAUUGGAAGAGAUCUUUGAGCAGCUUAGGCUCAAGGAGAUUGAAGGAUGUAUUGGGUGCAUAUUGCAUCAGAUGGGCAGAGUGAAGCAUUUAGAAGCCAUGGAACCUCAUGUUAAGAGCAAGGCAAUGAUAAAGUUUUGGACAUAUGAGAAGGAAGAGAGCAAAAAAAAGAAAAAUUGGAGAGGCUUGAUUGGAACUCCAUUUGAUUGCGUUAAGAACAAACAGAGCUUGAAGUGUAAGUUUUAUCUGCAAGCUUGAAAAUUUUUGGAUGCUAGAGAUGAUUCUAUAGAUUGAAUAUUGUAUGUUGUUGCUGGGUUGAAUAGAUUAGCUUGGUAGGCUGACUUUUUGGUGGUGCAAUGCAAAAUGAGGUCAAGGGCG